UCAAAUUUUAAGGUCAAUGGUUUUUAGACUCAUUAACUUCAUCUGAAACUGAAGCUGACCAACAUUUGAGAACUGCCACCGAUCGCAACAUGACCUACCAGGCCUCUAGCCCCGACGAAGUCGCUUUAGUUCAGUGGACGAAGGAAGUCGGCCUCGCGUUACAUCACCGCGAUUUAUCGACCAUGCAGCUAAGGACACCCGACGGCAGAUUAUUUCAUUAUUCUAUUUUGCUUGUCUUUCCGUUUACCAGCGAAACGAAGCGGAUGGGCGUCAUUGUUAAGGAUUUACAAACGGGGGAAAUAGUUUUUUAUUUAAAAGGCGCGGACGUCGUGAUGUCGGGAAUUGUGCAGUACACAGAUUGGUUGGACGAGGAGUGCGGAAAUAUGGCGAGGGAAGGUCUACGAACUCUGGUGGUGGCACGUAAAGUUCUAAGCGAGGAGCAGUACAAUGAUUUUGAAAGCCGCUAUAAUGCAGCCAGAUUGUCAGUGUCUGAUCGUGUACAAAGAGUGGCACAAGUUAUUGAAUCUCUGGAGCGUGAAAUGGAGUUGUUGUGCAUUACUGGCGUCGAAGAUAAGCUACAAGAUCAUGUGCGUCCAACUUUGGAAUUGUUACGUAAUGCUGGAAUCAAAAUAUGGAUGCUUACUGGUGACAAAUUGGAGACGGCCACUUGUAUUGCAAAAAGUUCCAGGCUUGUAUCGAGGACGCAAGGCCUUUUCGUGCUCAAAAAAGUUGAAACACGCACAGACGCACAUUUAGAAUUAAACGCAUUUAGAAGAAGAAGCGACUGUGCGCUAGUAGUGAGCGGUGAAAGUUUAGAAGUUUGCCUAAAUUAUUACCAACAGGAAUUCAUGGAGCUAGCAACGGCGGCGCCCGCUGUUGUUUGCUGCAGAUGUUCACCAACACAAAAAGCUCAAGUGGUGCAGUUAAUUCAGAAACAAACGGGUAAACGAACUGCGGCAGUAGGCGACGGUGGCAAUGAUGUUAGUAUGAUUCAACAAGCCGAUGCGGGUAUUGGCAUUGAAGGAAGAGAAGGAAAACAAGCAAGUUUGGCAGGCGAUUUCAGCAUACCUCAAUUUUCUUAUCUUGCACGGUUAUUGCUGGUUCAUGGCAGACACUCUUAUAAACGUUCGUCGUCAUUAUCUCAGUUUGUUGUGCAUAGAGGGCUUAUUAUAUCCACCAUGCAAGCAGUAUUCAGUAGCGUAUUUUAUUUAAGUUCAGUAGCUCUCUAUCAAGGAUUUCUAAUGGUCGGUUACGCUACAUUGUAUACAAUGUUUCCAGUUUUCAGUUUAGUGCUUGAUCAAGAUGUCAGCGCCGAGAUUGCGUUGACGUACCCCGAAUUGUACAAGGAACUGUCUAAGGGGAGAAGUUUGUCAUUCAAAACGUUUUUUAUGUGGGUACUUAUAUCGAUUUACCAAGGCGGAGUAAUAAUGUAUGGAGCCCUACUUCUUUUCGAGGACGAAUUUAUUCACAUUGUCGCAAUCAGCUUCAGUUCGUUAAUCUUAACGGAACUAAUAAUGGUUGCUCUAAAUAUAAGAACAUGGCACUAUUUAAUGGUACUAGCCGAAUUACUAUCACUCGCUUUGUAUGUUUUAUCUCUGAUUGUUUUACAUGACUAUUUUGAUUCGGAGUUCAUUCGGACAGCGGACUUCUUUUGGAAAGUGUUAGUUAUUACUUUAAUCUCAUGUUUGCCUUUAUAUUUUCUUAAAUUUUUACGCAAGAAGUUCUCACCGCCCAGUUACAGCAAAUUAUCGUAAACUUCACAUUUUAUAGACACAAUUAUGAAGAAACAAGACACAUUUUACCAUGUAAGUGUAUUACUUCCGACUGUUCACAUUUUGGAGCAUGUGGGUAAAUGUUGUGAAAUGUUCUUAUGAUAUUAGAUAUAAAAUUAAAUUAAUCGAAAACAG
Molecule: messenger RNA, 1907 nt
Organism: Photinus pyralis (common eastern firefly)
Lineage: Eukaryota; Metazoa; Arthropoda; Insecta; Coleoptera; Lampyridae
Product: probable phospholipid-transporting ATPase IIB
Exons: 8
Coding region: 90-1754 (554 amino acids)
Biological process (GO): retrograde vesicle-mediated transport, Golgi to endoplasmic reticulum; endocytosis; phospholipid translocation
Cellular component (GO): trans-Golgi network; plasma membrane; endosome
Molecular function (GO): ATP hydrolysis activity; ATPase-coupled intramembrane lipid carrier activity; ATP binding
Source: RefSeq, a predicted model, not a curated record